AGAAUGAGUUGGAGAAUAUAAAUUAUUCUGAUCGUGUUGGAAUGAGUUAUGAAAAAGACACGGCGAAAAGAGAGGCGAUAACAAAGCACAUAAUCACUCAUAAAGAUGACCGUAAUGUUUAA
Paraglomus occultum is the source of this 122-nucleotide messenger RNA. The record is from the annotation of a GenBank genome assembly. NCBI's taxonomy places the organism in Eukaryota, Fungi, Glomeromycota, Glomeromycetes, Paraglomerales, Paraglomeraceae.